This is a messenger RNA of Hibiscus syriacus, 1204 nucleotides long. RefSeq names its product serine/threonine-protein kinase ATG1t-like. The transcript has 8 exons. Bases 81 to 926 code for a protein of 281 amino acids. The record is from RefSeq and is a predicted model, not a curated record. Gene Ontology annotation, cellular component: autophagosome; cytoplasm. NCBI's taxonomy places the organism in Eukaryota, Viridiplantae, Streptophyta, Magnoliopsida, Malvales, Malvaceae. Gene Ontology annotation, molecular function: ATP binding; protein serine/threonine kinase activity. Gene Ontology annotation, biological process: peptidyl-serine phosphorylation; autophagosome organization; autophagy.
UUGCCAAGGACUCAAACGAGAUAAGUCUAGCAGCUACUAUAGACAUCAACAUGAAGGAAAGCUAAUGAAAGCUCUCAGCCAUGGCUGCCAUGCCCUAUCUGUCGGAACCCUUCACGAUCGGAGACUACAGGCUAAAAUCAAAGCUAGGAGGAAGCUCUAUUUCAAUCGUUUGGAAAGCUGAGAGCAAAUCAAGCGGCGAAGUUGUGGUAGUGAAGCAAGUAUUCCUUUCCAAGCUAAACAAACACCUCGCUAACUGCUUGGAUUGCGAGCUUAGUUUUCUCUCCUCUGUUAAUCACCCCAACAUCAUUCGCCUUCUCCACGUUUUACAGUCUGAAAGAUGCUUGUUCUUGAUCCUUGAGUUCUGUGAUGGAGGAAAUCUAGCCUCUUACAUUCGUCGUCAUGGGCGAGUUCAAGAGCAAUUAGUGAGGCGAUUCAUGCAGCAACUAGGAGCUGGUUUGGAAGUAUUGCAGUCCCACCAUAUCAUUCACAGAGACCUGAAACCAGAGAACAUUCUACUUUCGGGCCCCAAGGAUGAUUUGGUGCUGAAGAUAGCAGAUUUUGGUCUUUCAAGAAGUGUAGAUCCAGGCAAGCAUGCUCAAUCAGUAUGUGGAACCCCAUUGUAUAUGGCGCCGGAAGUUUUACAAUUUCAAAGUUAUGAUGAGAAGGUUGACAUGUGGAGUCUAGGUGCAAUUCUUUUCGAGCUUCUUAAUGGUCACCCUCCUUUCCGGGGUAGAACUAAUGUUCAGCUGCUGCAGAAUAUUAAGUCAUCUACCUGCCUACCAUUUUCUAAGCUCAUUCUUCCACAAUUACAUCCCGACUGUGUCGACAUAUGUUCAAGACUUCUUUCUGUAAAUCCAGUUGAUCGCCUUUCGUUUCAAGAAUUCUAUCAACAUAGGUUUUUGAGGAAAAAAGGAAGGCGAGAAUAAAACCGACCUUGUACUUGAGAGUGUGAAUGCUGUCGUACAAUUCAUCCCGAUAUAGAAAUUGGCGAGUGUAGCAUAUUCAGAAGCUUUAUGUUGAGUUCUCACUCGCCAAUUCGGUGUUUCAGCUAGAUGGCAGCAUUAAGAGAGUAUCACCGAACCGGAAAUGACACUAACAAACACUGUCCCGUAAAUACAACAUACAUUAACUUGUUUAAGCAUUAUGUUGUAACUUGUUUUUGUUGUUGAUUAUGCUUUAUGAUAUAGCAUCUCUCUGUUUGUUA